Mangifera indica (mango) is the source of this 1543-nucleotide messenger RNA. RefSeq names its product WRKY transcription factor 71-like. Gene Ontology annotation, molecular function: DNA-binding transcription factor activity; sequence-specific DNA binding. The record is from RefSeq and is a predicted model, not a curated record. The transcript has 3 exons. Lineage: Eukaryota; Viridiplantae; Streptophyta; Magnoliopsida; Sapindales; Anacardiaceae. The coding region runs from base 158 to 1150 and encodes 330 amino acids. Gene Ontology annotation, biological process: regulation of DNA-templated transcription.
AAUAAUAAAAGUGGGACAAAAUUUUAACACAAACCUCACUUUCAACCCAGAAUAAAGCGAACAUCGGUUGAACCCAAAUCUCUCUCUUACUUUCUCUCACUCUUAUCAUCUUCUUGCUCUCCAAUUUCACCACAGCCAGUACUCUUGUGUUUCUUCUAUGUCGAAUAACGAGAAGAAACCCCCAUUUCAUUUUGAUCCUUUCGACUCUAGUCCUCAAGGAUUUAACCGGUUACCCUUUAACUUCUUUCAGGAUCAUCAUCAAAAUCCAAAUCCUUCGAUGUAUAAUAAUCAACGUCCUUCACCCACACAAGGCCUACAAGGGUUUGAUCCAAGCUCUUACAGUAUGAGCUUCACUGACUGUUUACAUGGCUCCAUGGAUUACAACACUCUAUCAAGAGCUUUUGACAUCUCGUCCUCAUCAUCUGAAGUGAUUAGUCCCAUAGAAGACGCUUCAAAUAAUAAGAAAACUAGUACUCUACGUGUUGGUAGAGAUUCAGCUGGAAUCAAUGAGAAUCCAUCUACCCCAAAUUCUUCUGUUUCUUCUUCCUCUAACGAGGCAGCAGCUGAUGAAGAUUCUGAGAAUAACAAGAAAGACAAGCAACCGAAAGCCCCUGAAGAUGGAGAUCAGGAGAAGAAUAAGAAAGCUGGGAACAAGCCAAAAAAGGACAAAAAACAAAGGGAACCGCGGUUUGCUUUCCUCACUAAGAGCGAAAUCGAUCAUCUUGAAGAUGGGUACAGGUGGAGAAAGUACGGACAGAAGGCAGUCAAGAACAGCCCUUAUCCAAGAAGUUACUACAGAUGCACUAGUCAAAAGUGCACAGUAAAGAAGCGCGUUGAAAGAUCAUUCCAAGAUCCCACAAUCGUGAUCACAACAUAUGAAGGCCAACACAACCAUCAGUGUCCUGCAACACUUAGAGGCGCGGCAGCCGGAAUGCUAUCACCUUCACUCUUUGGGUCUGCGUCGGUUGGUCCAAGCUUUCCUCAGGAACUUCUCACUCAUUUGCUUCCAAUUCAACCCCUUACAAAUAACCAAGCACUCCCAGCUUCAAUGCGCUAUCAGAAUCUUGCACCGCAGCAGCAGCUCCAGGUUCCUGAUUAUGGCUUAUUGCAAGAUUUAGUUCCCUCAUAUAUCCACAAACGGGAGCAAUGAAUCCAUUACUUCGUCUCUCCAAACUAAUCCUCUACGGGAAUUCUCUUCUCAUAGAUGAGCUAAUGCCGAGAGAGUUAAUUUCAUAUUAGUGACGUAUUGGAAUAUUCAUUCGCAUUCAUCUUCUGGAGCUUGGAAUACCCCAGUAGCCUUUUUCAAAAAGUGAAUGAUGUUCAGUAUGUCUGUUGUCCAUUGCUGCUGCCAAACUUGCAUGAAACCAAAUCUCAAAUGGGAUAGUGGUGAAGUAGUGUUAAUAGUAUCAUUAAGUUUGUGAAAUUGCAAUUAAUGGUGGUUGUUUGACCACUUAUAUGGAGGUACGUAAUAUAUCUACAGAUGUCAAACUUAGCCAUGUUGUCUUUAAGAAUAUCAAUGCAGAUACUACGGAGUUUUAAAGUA